AACAAAAAGGGCUUUGUCCAUUGGUAAGUCACCACGAUAAAUAGAGCGACCAUGCACUUCUGCAAAGGGUCGAUACUGCUAGGAUGCUUGUUUGUGAUUUUCGCUGCUGAUGUUGGGCUGGUUUCGGCUUUUGCGUUUCAGAUUUCAAGUACCGAUCGUCGCUAUCGUCGAUAUCAGCAGCAGGUACAAACUCGUUUAAAGAUGGCACCCGUCGGUUUUGUUGGAAUUGGCAUCAUGGGAGAGGGCAUGGCUGCCCGCCUUGUAUCCGAGGGAGUUGCUGGUGGUGAUGAAAAAUCCCCCCUGAUUGUUUGGAACCGAACAACUUCCAAGUGCACGGCUCUCAAGGAAAAGUUUCCAGACAAAAACAUUAUCAUCAAGGACACUGCAAAGGAAGUGGUGGAAGCCUGUGAAAUUACCUACUCGAUUUUAUCCACACCUGAGGUGAGCCAAAUUGUCUUUGAAGGCGACAAUGGAGUCCUGGCUGGUGUUUCCAAAGGAAAGUCGAUUGUGGAUUGUGCCACUCUCGCCGAAGAAGACAUGAAACGUAUGAGUGAAGCUGUCGUGCAAAAGGGCGGACGAUUCCUAGAAGCCCCGGUUUCAGGAUCCAAGGUUCCCGCUGCCACGGGAACUUUGAUUUUCCUCUGUGCUGGCUCCGAAGAACUAUUUAACGAAAUCAAAGACAGCGGACUCAAGGCUAUGGGAAAGGCCAGCCACUUCUUUGGCACGCAGGUUGGUUUUGGCACGCGUUCCAAACUAGUUGUCAACUCCUUGAUGGGAACUAUGAUGGUCGCCUUUGGAGAGGCAAUCGCCUUGUCAGAGUCUGUGGGGCUAGAUCCUACCAAAAUGAUUGAAAUCAUUGGUCAGGGUGCUAUUCAAAGCCCAGUUUAUGCCCUCAAGGGACCCAAGAUGAUUGUCAAAAAUCACGCCCCAAACUUUCCGCUGAAGCAUGCUCAUAAGGACAUGGCAUUGGCUUCCAAAAUGGCAAAGGAUGCAUGUGUCGAAUACUCCGUGAUGGAUCAAGCCGAGACAAUCUUCCGGGCUGCUAGAAGUGAUGAGGGGUUGAAAUUGGCAGAUCUUGAUAUGAGCGCUGUCUUUGAGAAGAUCCACGAAGAAUCCAGCAGCGACUUCUCUAAGAAACGAAAGGCGGACAAGAUAUAGAUACUGUAUGGCAUAGCAGCUACUAGAGCUAGCUACCGAUAAGUUGGCAGAUUCUAAACAUCCUAUGGAAAGGACCUUCAGUGCAUCCAGUUCACUGCUUUCCUGUUUGCUAGCUACUGGUAGUCUAGUAGCCUUGAUGACGAGCACAUAUUCGAUCGAAUCAUUCAAUAUUGUAGAUGGCUAGCUAGCUAGUACGACUGUACCUCA
Molecule: messenger RNA, 1365 nt
Organism: Seminavis robusta
Lineage: Eukaryota; Bacillariophyta; Bacillariophyceae; Naviculales; Naviculaceae
Source: the annotation of a GenBank genome assembly